AUGCUGGCCGCCACCAGUAACAACCGUAGCCACAAUAGCAUGAAAGGUCUGCAGCUUUUUAUCGCAGACCUGAGAGGUUCGGUUCACGCAGAAGAUCGAGAAAAGAGAAUUCAAGCGGAACUGGUCAAUAUCAGAAGGCAGUUUGGAGCAAACAAUGAGAAGGAGCGCGGUAAAAGUGGCGUUUCACCGCUUACGACCUCAUCGAUGAAUGGAUAUCAACGGAAGAAGUACAUCGCAAAAUUGGCAUACAUUUUGAUAGCUACCAACACCACGCGGAUUGCAGACGUGAUGUUCGGGUUGGACGAGUGCUGCGAACUAAUGGCUUCUUCGGUUUAUUCUGAAAAGUAUGUUGCGUAUAUGACAUUGGAAAUGCUCUACUGCAGCCCAAUUGUGGCGCAAGAGGCCGGAGACCGGAUCAUACAACAGCUUAAGCACGAUCUGGCAUCCGCCAGCGAUGAUUCUGUGUCUUUAGCUCUGAAUUUUUUGGCCAUUGUGGGCAAAUUCAAUUCGCAGCUGACUGCUGAACUCAUACACGAAGUGUUCCAAGUACUUCGAUCGCCAACAUCGGCCCAGAUUCUCAAAAAAAAAUCAGCUCUGGCAUUUUUGGCGCUCCUACGCAAUGACUCCAGUAUUUUGACCCAGGAUUCAAGGCGCAAACAAUUAUGGAUUCAGCGGAUAACAAGUCUCUUGGACGAUUCCACAAACCACAGACUCAUGAUAUCUGUGCUUCCUUUGAUAGACUACAUUGCUCGUGACGUCGAUGGACAGGCCUGUGUCAAACUCAUACCGCAGCUUUCUGACAUUCUUUACAACUGCAUCUCGGGUAAAGGUGAAGCAUCUUAUGAUCUUCCAGGCCACCAAAAGAUGCCAAAUCCUUGGUUGGUCACCAAAAUUGUGGCGAUUCUCAACUAUCUCAUAAGUUCGCCUUCUAGCUCUUCUGGCGAGAUCACCUUCAGCAACAUAGAUCAGGGAACUUUGGGAAAGCUCAGGACGUCUGUUACGAAGGCAAUAGAGAUUGGGACGGAGCCAGCGGUGGAUGCUGUUUCGCGCACUGUCAAAAACACGAUUUUGUUUUCGCUCAUUAAUUUUGCUUCUAAGUUGGAUCCUUCAGCUGAUGCAAUUGUAAGCUCGGUGAAUGCACUUUGCUCGUUGCUUGCGUCUACCGAAAUCAAUACACGCUAUCUGACUUUGGAUUGUCUUAUCAAACUAUGUUCUGUCAGUGGGAAAAGUGCAAGAGACGAUGUACGCGCAAAGCACAUGGACCAGUUGUUCACUCUUUUGCUCACUGAGAGAGAUACGUCCAUUUUACGAAAACUAGUCGAUUUGCUUUAUACAUUGACAGAUAGCAGUAAUGUUCAGCCCAUUGUGAAUGUCCUGCUCAAAUAUAUGAUGGACGCUAAACAAAGUGACAAUUCGAUAAGGACGGAUAUCUCCGUCAAAAUCGCUGUUUUGACCGAGAAAUUCGCCACAGAUACAACUUGGUACGUGGUUGUAUCCCUCGAUUUAUUGGCACUCCCUACAUCCUCCCUGGCCAGUAGCGAUAUAUGGCAAAGAAUUUGUCAAAUCGUGGUCAACAACAAAAGUCUUCAACUGUUAACUUGUCGACGUCUUCUCGAAUAUUUGUACGAGCCAGGUAAUGUCUCGGAGGCAAUUGUCAAGGCCAGUGCAUUUAUUCUUGGGGAACAUGCUGAUUUGCUCGCACCCGAUACGUCUUGCGGCGAGAUCUUCAAUCUCUUCACUGACAAGUAUUUUUCGGUCUCAAAUUUGUGCCGCGCGAUGAUUUUAACAACAAUGAUGAAACUUUACAAAAGAGAUGCUGAUAUUGGGUCUGCUGUCAUCAAAUUUUUCCAGCUGGAACUGAACUCGCUGGAUGUUGAGCUACAGACUAGAUCUUAUGAAUAUCUGAAGAUCAUUCAGCUUGAAAAGCUGACUGGUGUGAAAUUGGUAGAAGCCUUGUUUGAGCCCAUGGCCCCAUUCAGUAGCAAGAAGAACCCAUUGCUAAGCCGCCUGGGUGGAUCUGUGUUGAGUAAUUCAGACUCCGCGAGCGAUAUUUCCAACGGUAAUAGCAUUUCCACUGCCCCAACUCCCCCUCCUACCCGCAAAAAUAAGACUGUUUUGCAGAACAACAAACAUGAUGACCAGCAGUUGGCAGCUGGCUGGCAGGAAGGAUUUGGGAGGAUGCUCAGACACAAACAGGGCGUGUUUUGUACAUCCCCCUUUUUGAAGAUAUUCUACCGUCUUUCAGUUGCGCCGGCGCAACCAGAGCUCUUAGACGUAGUUUUGACAUAUGUCAAUGUUUCUGAUCAGCCUAUAACCUCCCUUCUCACAGAUCUGAUACCCAGCAAAACAGAUAAUGAUCCUCCCUAUAUCAUGAAGGUUCUAAGUGUACCUAAUUUGAAGCUCUCGCAAGGAGAGCGUACUUUGCAUAGGUUCGAAAUACUUACACGUCAUGCUAGUCCAGUGGAACAAAGUCCAAUUCUCAACCUGAGCUUUAAAUGCGGGGGGCAUAGUAGCGAGAUUUCUCUAAAGGUUGCCGCUGGAAUUACCAAUACAAUCUCUACAGGUCAACAAAAAGGACAGGUGAACCUCUCGCAGUUUGUUCAACGGUGGAGAGCUCUCGGUGACGCCUUAGGCAGGGACGGGGAAUAUCAUAUCAAAACAAAAUCAGUACAAAGCCUUGAACAAAUCUAUGCCUGCAUGCAGAAAAUGGGCUUUGAUGUGGUGGAUCAAGCAAUUGCGGAAGAUACAAUCUUCGCGGCAGGCAUCGUCCACACGAAAAUCGAUGGCAACUCAGGUUCUCUUCUGAAGUUGAGAUGGCAAAAAGAUGGUGUUGAUAUUACUUGCAAGACUACAAAAGGCAGCCAGCUCUCUGAAUACAUCGUGCAGUGUGUGUGUGCUGCACUAGCUUGA
This is a messenger RNA of Lachancea sp. 'fantastica', 2910 nucleotides long. Lineage: Eukaryota; Fungi; Ascomycota; Saccharomycetes; Saccharomycetales; Saccharomycetaceae. The record is from the annotation of a GenBank genome assembly.